Molecule: messenger RNA, 4859 nt
Organism: Beta vulgaris subsp. vulgaris (sugar beet)
Lineage: Eukaryota; Viridiplantae; Streptophyta; Magnoliopsida; Caryophyllales; Amaranthaceae
Exons: 7
Coding region: 1096-4497 (1133 amino acids)
Biological process (GO): cortical microtubule organization
Cellular component (GO): cortical microtubule
Source: RefSeq, a predicted model, not a curated record
CUUUCCGAAAUAUUCAGUAAUAUUUCAUCAUCAUAUAGACCGAUAACAUAAUAUACCACUAGAAUUAUAAGGUGACAAUUAAUAUGACAAAAAAAUUGACAAAAUGUACACAUGAUUUGAAAUGAAAGAGAUAUUCAUAGGGUUUCUACAAACAUAUACUCAAUAGGGUUUCUAAAAAUUGAAUGACCACCUUUAAUUUGUCUUUCUACUGUCUCUAUCUACCGUCUAUAUUACUAUAUAACAUCACAUACUACCAAAUUCUAAUAAAUUGUGUAAAUGAAAAAAAAAGCACCCUAUUUUACACACAAAAGAAGAGAAACAACAAAAAAAAAAAAAAAAAAAAAGGAAGAAGAAUGUGAUAGAGAGAGAAAAAGAUGGAAAUAAAGAAAAGGAAAGAAAGGCACAGCUGAACUGGAUUCACAGUCGCACAAAACUGUAAUAAUCACACAACAACAAACGAUAAACCCCCCACAAAAAAAAAAAAGCAAAAAAAAAAAAAAAAAAAAAAGCAAAAAAAUUUACAGAAGUAGUGCAGAGAACAAAACCUGAAAGAGAAUGAAGGCGUGCUAAAGAGGAAAACAACAGAAAAAAAUAAGAAUUGGGUUUGAUAUUUUUGUCACCAUUUUUUCUCUCUCCUCCCAAAUUUAUUGUUCUAAGGUUGAAGAAAGAGAAAUUGUGGGUUUCAAGCUUUAUUUGAUCUGUUGUUGUAAUUUGUAGUUUCUGGGUUGAAGCAGAUCCAAGUGUAUUUGAUGUUAAAAAGUUUGCAAGUUUCAGAAAUUGAGGGGAUCUUCUUCAGUGGGUGGUAAAGUUGAAAAGUUAUUGACUUGGGAAAUUUUGCAAGUUCAUUGAUUUUUGGAAGACUUUCUAAAUUGGCAUAUUGAAUAACUGGUCUGACCCUAAAUUAGGGAGUUGUAUCAUCAUUCAAGCUAGACUGCUUUGUCCUGAAGACUGUGCACCCGGGCACGUUGUUAUACGAGGCGAUUUGUUGCUGUGUGGGGAGAAUUUUGAGGUUUGUUUGCUUGGAUAUUGGUGGCUUCAAGGUUAUAUGGAUUGGAUUGUGUGACAUACAGCUAAGGGUGAUUAAAGGCAUUUGGGAUGCCUCCAUCACCAUCAUUAAGACGUUCUCCUGUUGGGGACCCUCGUGGCGAAAUUCAUAAGAGGGGUCGGAGUCUUGAGGGUGGGAUGUCUUUUAAAGAAAGAGAUGAUGAUCUUGCUCUAUUCAAUGAAUUGCAGAGCAAAGAAAGUGAGAGUUUUCUUCUACAGUCAUCAGAUGAUUUUGAAGAUAUAUUGUCUUCAAGAGUGAAGUCUUUCCCAGAUGUAAAGCUCGGAAUCAAUAUACCUACUCGAGGAGAGAGCAGUGACCUGCUCAAUGCCGAUGGGGACAAGAAUGAUUAUGAAUGGUUAUUGACUCCUCCAGACACACCUCUUUUCCCAUCAUUGGAUGAUGAGCCGGCGCCAGUCAACCUUGUACAUAGUGGUAGAGCUCGAACUCGGCCCAUUUCCAUUUCAAGAUCAUCUACUAUGGAGAGAAGUCAGAGAAGCAGUAGAGGCAGUCCUAGUCCGCAGCGUUCGACCCCAUCUCCUCGGUCUGGCAGUGGUACAUUUCGGGGAAGACCUUCUUCAGCUCCUCAUUCAAGUCCUGUUCCUUUACGGCCUAGUACUCCAUCAAGGAGACCGUCACCUCCACCGGUCAAGCCUUCAACACCUCCUCCAAGAUCUUUAACACCAACAUCUCGGAGGACAACUGUUGGAUCUCCUGGGUCUGUGGCUGCAUCAGGGAUGAGGGGUACGUCCCCUGUAAAUACAAGUCGUGGCAAUUCUGCAUCACCUAAAGUAAGGGCAUGGCAGUCUAGCAUUCCAGGUUUCUCCUUGGAGGCACCUCCUAAUCUUCGAACUUCUUUGGCUGAUCGACCAGCAUCUUAUGUUAGGGGAUCUUCGCCAGCAUCUAGAGCUAGCAGAGGCAGGCAAUCAAUGUCUCCCACUGCUUCUAGAAGCAUCAGUUCAUCCCAUAGUCAAGAACGAGACAGGCUGAGCUCACAGAGUAAGGGGUCUAUAGUGUCAUCAGGUGAUGAUGAUGCAGACUCUUUUCAGUCCACUCCUUUGAGUUUAUCUGAGCGCCCAAUGUCAAGAAAGGGUGUUGGUGGUUUUCCUAGUGGCAGACCAGGACCAGUGGCUUACUCUAAGAAACCUUCCAAGACAAUCUCUUCAAGUUCUGUUCCAAAGAGAUCAUUUGAUUCUGCAAUGCGGCAAAUGGAUCGAAAAAGUCCUCAAAAUAUGUUCAGGCCGCUUUUAUCUAGCGUCCCCAGCUCUACCUUCUACGCUGGAAAAGUCAGUUCUGCCCAUCGCUCUAUGAUAUCGAGGAACUCUUCUGUCACCACCAGCAGUAAUGCUAGUUCUGACCUAGCAAUCGGUGGGGCACAUGAUACUGAAGAUGAUGGGACAAGUGAAUAUACUAGGGCACCCUUCUCUGAUAAUCAAGAUGAAGUAUUUCCCUUUGAAAAGGUGGAUGUUGCAAAUAAAGACACUGGGCGUGAAGAGCAUGAUUUAUUAUCCGAACCUAGUAAUGGCUGUGCAUUGGCAUCUAAUGCGGGUGAUUCCAAAGAAUCCAAUCUCCAUGUUCGUGUUAUGGAAGCUGUUCGAGCGGAUGUACAAGAUGAUUUUGUAAAAAUUGAUUGCCAUGAUAAUGUAUUGCUCUGCUGUAGAUGUGGCAGCUCGUAUCAUCAUGACGAGCUUACAGAGAAUGAAGAUAACAUAUGUCCUGAAUGCAGUCAGAAAGAAGAAAUGUUAAGUAAACCUUCCUUGUUGGUCAGAUCGGAGAUCACACAGAAUGCUUCAGCCCCUUCAAUGAAUGUCUCCGAGGAAUCCCUUGUAACACAUUCUACACUGGCUCUGGGUAAUGCUGAUUCAAGGGAAAUUUCGCAGACAGCUCCUCAUGAAGAGAAUACACUUGAAGCCGAGGAUAUGGUCAGUCGGCUGAGGGGAAAUUGUCUGGAAGAUUCUCUUUCAAUGUCAGUGGGAGAGGAAAGUAUGCAGAUGCUCCCUGAACAGGAAAUAACCAAAGUAUAUACAACUGUUAAUAAUCCAUCUCAUACAGCUGACAGCUUGCAGGAGAUGCAAAAUUGUUGUGAUAAGACCAACAGGAAUCUCAAUGUGGCUGAAGGUGCUGGGAUAUCAGUUCUUCUACUAAAUAGGUCCAGUAGUUUAAAAGGGCCUCUAGUUCAUGGUAGGACCAUCAACAGCAGCGCUAUAUCGUAUGAUGAUCUAUCUUAUGCUAGAGACUUGACCAGUUCGAUGAGGAGCUCUAUUGGUCAUGGUAGUUUCUCUGCUACAUCUUCCAUUGAUUUGACCUCGGCUAGACAUGGAGAGAUGGUUGCACAUAGACAGUGGAGUGGCAAGAGAUCUGAUGCAAGCUCAAAACAUCAGAGCACAGGAUCUUCAUUAUCAGGGACAUCCUUGCCAGUUUAUCAAAGUUUUGGACUUUCCACAAGCUCACAUGAUGGAAGUUGUGAAGGCUCUGUCAGCAACGUGAGGCAUAUAGCUGCAGGGGAGAGACCUGGAUCACCUUCUGAUCAAGUACUAGCUAUAGAAAUUAUGGAGUUGCAUGAUCGAGUUCCAUCUGCUUCUAUGGCAUCGAUAUCAGGAGAGGACAACAAUGGCAUUUGUAUGACUUCUAGAGAAAUAGAUACUUCUUUCAUGGCUGACCAUAUGGUAACAGCCGAGUUUGAGGACAAAUCUCAAGCAUCUGUAGGCAUAGCUGGACAUGUUGUGCAUGAAUAUCAAGAAGACAUGCCAAAGAGCAUAGAAAAUAUCCGAAAUAUAGAAGAGAUGACAUUCAUAGAAUCCUCUUUGGUAGAGGAAAAUACAGUGCCAGGCAACAGGGUGGAUCAAGGGGAAGCUACAGAAGAUCCUGUGAAAAGUUCUAUAUCUACAAUGUCCGAAAUAGAAAUUAAUGAUUCUCAUCCUAGCUCCCCAAAGUCACAAAUUGAUACGGUCUCCAGGGAAGAGUUGGAAAAUCUUUCAUCGACAACUCAUCAUGAUGAUGUCAAGAAAUCAGAUCAUGCUGAUAGGAUUGGAGGGGAAUCUACAGUAACAAUGGAGGAACAAGGAGGGAGGCGGACAAGAAGUUUAACACUAGAAGAAGCAACAGAUACAAUUCUCUUUUGUAGUUCCAUUGUUCACGAUCUCGCUUAUAAGGCUGCUAGUAUUGCCAUUGAGAAAGAAAAAGAAAACCUAGAGCCAUUAGAAGGUUCUAGACCGAUGGUUACCAUCCCGGAAAGACGUAGCUCAGACCGAAGGGAUCCUCGUGGAGCUACUAGAACACCAAAAACUCAGAAAGCCAAGAAGAGGCGUGAAGCAGAGCCGGAACUAAAAUCUCCUCUCACUGAAAAUGAUGAGAAGUCUAACGAACCGGUGGUUCGGAAUGUUGGGCUUCCUUACAAUGGCGAUAGCACGAAACCGCCUAAGUUGGAAUCCAAGUGCAACUGCACAAUAAUGUGAGAUAUUCAUUUAUAGGAUUUUCUGGGUACUUAUUAGUAAUCUUGAGUUUUUGUUUUUUUGUUGGGGGGGUUUGUUUCAUAAUUGCAAAAUUUCUUCUCUUCCAAAUUAUUUGUAACACGGUACCACGCUUUUGUGGGGGUGCAUAAUCUUGUAAAGUUUCUUGUCAAAUUAGGCUGAUAUUAUUAGAGAGAGAGAGGCAAUUAAGGUAUGUUCAUGCUCAAAUUACCACAUAAAUGUUUUAGUCACAGUUAAUUAUUUUUCAGGUUUGGAUUAGCAGACGUUCUUGCCAUAUAUAUUUGUUUCAUUUGAUGCAUCAGCGAAGAGCUGGAAUUAAUAAAAGCGAUUAUUGUUUUGGCUUGUCA